Messenger RNA from Teleopsis dalmanni, 2408 nucleotides. It is a transcript of the gene krz, whose product is annotated as beta-arrestin-1. Bases 467 to 1831 code for a protein of 454 amino acids. Gene Ontology annotation, molecular function: G protein-coupled receptor binding. The record is from RefSeq and is a predicted model, not a curated record. Gene Ontology annotation, cellular component: cytoplasm. Lineage: Eukaryota; Metazoa; Arthropoda; Insecta; Diptera; Diopsidae. Gene Ontology annotation, biological process: G protein-coupled receptor internalization; signal transduction. The transcript is spliced from 2 exons.
UUGUGUAAAUUCAUGUUUGCAUUAAAUGGCAACACCGUACAGUAUACACAAAAUAUUUCGUGGUAAUCUAAAUUUUUUUUAUUGAAAUGACGUUUAGUUCGUGUCAUUUUUUAUGUUAUAUUUUGGGUGUAUCGUUCACACUGAGCGCAGAGGAUUAUAAAUGAAUAUUAAAGGCAUUAUUAAAUAAUUUUUUAUAUAUAUAAAUUAUGUGUUUAUGUAAAUAUUAAAUAAAAAAGUGCAAUGAUAAAUGAACGGUUAUAAGGACGCCCGGUAUUGAAUAUAAAAGAGGAGUAAGAAAAACAAAUUACACAAACGAAAAUAAGACAAAACAUAAGCAACAAUUCGUCACAGUCAUUUUUUGAGAAGUAUUCGUCAUAGUGGUAAAAGCAGAAGUUUUACAUUCUUCGAAAGAGCAAACUAAAGUGUAGCAAAUAUAGCAAUAGACGCAGUAGAAGUAGCAGUACCAAUGAACACGCUUUCCGCGGCAGCAGCGAGGCCGUCACCUUCAGAUGAAAAUGUCGGUGGGGGUGGUGAUAAUGAUGCAAGUUCUAGACGACAAGCAACGCGUGUCUUUAAAAAAUCCUCUUCAAAUGGCAAAAUCACAGUGUACCUGGGCAAACGAGAUUUCGUUGAUCACAUAACACAUGUAGAUCCCAUCGAUGGUGUUGUAUUUAUAGAUCCCGAAUAUGUUAAAGAUCGCAAAGUAUUUGGACAAGUGCUUGCCGCUUUUCGUUAUGGUCGGGAAGAUUUAGAUGUGUUAGGUCUCACAUUUCGAAAAGAUUUAUACCUAGCGCACGAACAAAUUUAUCCAGCACCAACACCAGAACGUCCGUUAACGCGCCUACAAGAAAGGCUCAUUAAAAAAUUGGGCCCCAAUGCAUAUCCUUUUUAUUUCGAAGUUCCUCCUUACUGUCCGGCUUCAGUGUCGUUACAGCCAGCGCCAGGUGAUACAGGCAAAUCAUGUGGAGUCGAUUAUGAGCUCAAGGCAUUUGUGGGUGAACACAUCGAAGACAAACCUCAUAAGCGAAAUUCAGUUCGCCUAACUAUACGCAAAGUUAUGUAUGCACCGUCUAAAGCCGGUGAGCAGCCUUCCAUCGAAGUUAGUAAAGAGUUCAUGAUGAAACCGAAUAAAAUUCAUCUUGAGGCCAGUUUAGACAAAGAACUUUACCAUCAUGGUGAAAAAAUUUCAGUUAAUGUCCAUAUAGCAAAUAAUUCAAAUCGUACGGUUAAAAAGAUCAAAGUCUGCGUACGUCAAUUUGCUGAUAUAUGCCUGUUUUCAACGGCGCAAUAUAAAUCGGUUGUUGCUGAAACCGAAUCCGAAGACGGUGUACAAGUACAACCAGGUUUUACACUAUCCAAAGUUUUUGAGUUAUGUCCAUUAUUGGCUAACAAUAAAGAUAAAUGGGGCCUUGCGCUUGACGGCCAGUUAAAGCACGAGGACACAAAUCUGGCGUCAAGUACGCUUAUAACGAAUCCAACACAACGCGAAAGUCUUGGCAUUAUUGUCCACUAUAAAGUUAAGGUUAAACUUUUAAUAAGUGGGCCAUUAUUAGGUGGUGAUCUUGUAGCCGAACUACCAUUUACAUUAAUGCAUCCGAAACCAGAAGAAGACGAUAAUCCAUUACUAUUAGCAGACAAAUCGCCGCGGCAAAGUAUAAGGGACGCACAACUUAUUGCAGUUGGUGAGGCUGGCGCAUGUGGCGAUGCAAAUCAAGUCGAUGUACCCACUACAAAUUUAAUACAAUUGGACGAGGAUGAUGCACAAGAUGAUGAUAUUAUUUUUGAAGAUUUUGCGCGUUUGCGAUUGAAGGGCGCUGAAACAGAAGCCUAGGGUGUAUAGUAUUGCAUACAUGCUUAAAUAAACAAAAAAUUUUCUCGAUAAAAUUGUUAAUACAAAUUUUAUGAGAUAUAUAUUUAUAUAAUUUUUUAAUGGCUUUAGUAUCUCUGUAUUUUCAAAUUCAUAACUUCAUAUGUAAAAUUGGUGUUCAUUGAAAUUGUGUGGGUAUUCUAGACUAUAUAUACCAAAAAAAAAAUCAAGUAAUAAGUAUAUGUAAAAGUUAUAACAACAUUUUUAUGUAAACGCUAUGUUUAGUGUCUAAUGAAUAAUUAUUUAAAUUGCAUAUUAAAUAAAUUUAUUGUUAGCAUUGAUAUAAAAUGGAUGUUUAACAUCAAGAUUCGAUGCUAAAUAGCGAUUACAGGUUGAAACCAUAAAUGUAAUUGCGACUCAAAGAUUAAGCGAUUAAGCGCACAUAUAAAAAAUAUGCAAGAAAACCAAAUUAAUUGAAUGUUUAUGUAUCUAAACAUAUAUAAAAAAAAUAUUUCGAUAAAAACUUUUAAAAAAUUAAAAAAAUAAUUAGUUGAACUAAUAACUGCAAUAUUAAAGACGAAUAAAACUGCAUUUAAAGCAU